This is a messenger RNA of Bombina bombina (fire-bellied toad), 723 nucleotides long. RefSeq names its product zinc finger CW-type and PWWP domain containing 2 (gene ZCWPW2). The record is from RefSeq and is a predicted model, not a curated record. Lineage: Eukaryota; Metazoa; Chordata; Amphibia; Anura; Bombinatoridae. Gene Ontology annotation, molecular function: zinc ion binding. Gene Ontology annotation, cellular component: nucleus. The transcript has 4 exons. Bases 1 to 723 code for a protein of 240 amino acids.
AUGGAAGAUCAAUUUGAAAGCCAAUCAUCAAAAAUCAACUUUUAUUUAGACAAAAUGUGGUUGCUGUGUGAAAAUGCUGGUUGUCUUAAAUGGAGAUUGUUAUCAAAAAAGGAUGCUUCACAAUUUGAUCUUAACAGACCUUGGUACUGCAAUUUAAGUCCAGAUCCUCACUUUAAUGAUUGUUCUGUUCCCGAAGAACAUUUUCCUGAUGAGUCACAAUUCUUUCAAAAUGGUAUAAGGAUUCUUCACUCAACAGUUACUAUGGGAAGCUUAGUUAAUGCAAAGCUACAUCCAUGGCCUUGGUGGCCUGGGAUACUUUGCCCUGAUCCUGUUAGUGGUGAAGAAAUAAUUUAUAAUGGACAUAAAAAGUACUACCAUGUUGAAUUUCUUGGUAAACCACAUACUCAUGCAUUGGUGUCAUUAGAGAAUGUAAUUCCGUUUAAUGAUUCAUUUAAGCCACAAAGUGUAAAGUUAAAAACGCAGUGGCUUAAAAGUGCACUAGAAGAAGCAAAAGAAAAAUAUGCAUUUUCCUGUGAGCAAAGAAUGGAUAUGUGCCACAUAACAAAAGCUUACAAAGAGAAAGUAGAAAGUAACCCACAGCGUGUCAGAACUUUGGAAAUUACAGCAACAGCUCCUGAGAACUGCGUGAAUAAAAAUACUAAACCUGUGACUUAUCCGGACAGUGUGAAGCCACUUACUAACAAGAUGCGUGGUGAGGCCUAA